CCAACCAUUGUGAGGACUAACAUGCUGAUCCGAAGCAUGGGACCAAUAUCGGAGCUGGAUAUGGACUACUCUAUGGACUGCUACUUCCGACAAUACUGGCGCGACUCACGACUCAGUUUCCUGGGCCCCAUCAAGAGUCUGAGUCUGAGCAUCAAGAUGCUGGAGCGCAUCUGGCGGCCCGACACCUACUUCUACAACGGCCAGAACUCGUACGUCCACACCAUCACCGUGCCCAACAAGCUGCUGCGCAUCUCGCAGGACGGGGACAUCCUCUACUCAAUGAGACUGACUAUCAAAGCUAAAUGUCCGAUGGAACUAAGGAACUUCCCUAUGGACAGACAAUCUUGCCCUCUUAUCCUUGGCAGCUAUGCUUACACGACGAGGCACCUGGUGUACCAGUGGCAGUCGGAGGGCAGCGUCAGCUUCGUGGCCGGCAUGGCGCUCUCCCAGUUCGACCUCAUGGGGAACCCGCAGAGGAACCUCACCUACAAGCGCCGAGAAGGAGAAUUCUCCGUCCUCCAAGUGAACUUCAAUCUCCAGCGGCACACAGGCUAUUUCCUGAUACAAGUCUACGUACCUUGCAUCCUGAUAGUGGUUCUCUCGUGGGUAUCCUUCUGGAUACAUCGAGAAGCAACUAGUGAUAGAGUUGGACUGGGUAUCACCACCGUGCUGACGCUGUCCACCAUCAGCCUGGACAGCCGGACCGACCUGCCCAAGGUCCGCUACGCCACGGCGCUCGACUGGUUCCUCUUGAUGAGCUUCUUCUACUGCAUAGCCACCCUGCUCGAGUUCGCAGGGGUCCACUACUUCACAAAGGUUGGUAGCGGUGAAAUUCCCGUGGACGAAGAAGAAUGGGAAGAUAUUGAGGGGCCCUUCGAAGAGACCUUCUCACCAUCACCGGAGCCGGUAGAGAACAGUCCGGCUAUGCGCACCGGCCGCAGACGCAGCUCGCUCAUCUGCCCGAUCUACAACGACCCGCCCAGCUACGGCAUGUCGCGCUCGCCUUCGCCGGCGGUGGGCGCGUCGGCGGCUGCGGCUGCGGCGGCCGUGCCGCUGCACGUGCACUCCGGGCCCGCCGGCCACGGCGGCCGCGCGCCGCUGUCGCGCGUGACGCGCCACACGCAGACGGAGCGGCGCGUGCCGCGCUGGCGCCAGCUGCUGUACUGCCUGGCGGGCGACGACGCCUUCCGGCGCCAGCGGCAGCGAGAGGCCGCACAGCGAGCCAGGGACGCCGCGGCGCCGCGCCACGUCAACAGCGUCUCGCAGAUCGACCGCGCGGCGCGCGUCCUCUUCCCCGCCUCGUUCGGCCUUCUCAACGUCUGCUACUGGCUCGCCUACUACACCUACCAGGAGGAGUUCCAGUGGGACGACGCGGCGCUGCCCUCUGCCAAGCUCUAG
Schistocerca piceifrons (Central American locust) is the source of this 1398-nucleotide messenger RNA. Its product is annotated as gamma-aminobutyric acid receptor alpha-like. Gene Ontology annotation, molecular function: extracellular ligand-gated monoatomic ion channel activity; GABA-A receptor activity; neurotransmitter receptor activity. Gene Ontology annotation, biological process: monoatomic ion transmembrane transport; signal transduction; regulation of membrane potential. The record is from RefSeq and is a predicted model, not a curated record. NCBI's taxonomy places the organism in Eukaryota, Metazoa, Arthropoda, Insecta, Orthoptera, Acrididae. The transcript has 8 exons. The coding region runs from base 22 to 1398 and encodes 458 amino acids. Gene Ontology annotation, cellular component: synapse; membrane; neuron projection.